Molecule: messenger RNA, 2598 nt
Organism: Fonsecaea erecta
Lineage: Eukaryota; Fungi; Ascomycota; Eurotiomycetes; Chaetothyriales; Herpotrichiellaceae
Exons: 1
Coding region: 1-2598 (865 amino acids)
Biological process (GO): protein dephosphorylation
Molecular function (GO): protein tyrosine phosphatase activity
Source: RefSeq, a predicted model, not a curated record
AUGUCCGCCGCUGCGACGGCCGCCCUCAAAUCUUCCUCACAUUCUCACUCCCACUCACAGUCGCAUCCGCAUUCCAAAUCUCACUCACACUCCCACUCGCGUUCCUCCCGGCCCUCAACCACCCCACGCACUCAGCCUGCGGUCGCCUCGGUCGGUCAAUCCAUGCCACCUCACCUAUCUCCAAACACUACGCGAUCCGCCCAACCGCCCAAAGAUGUCAAGAGCCCGAGUCCCAGUUACUUUGGUUUUGUCGUGGGCAGCGACGAUACCAUACCGCCAGACUCCAAUCCGGGCGCACAUGCCCGCCAAAAUUGGACGUACCCCAAUUCGGCUGCUCCGAACAACGCCCCGACUCCCCGUCAUAUCCCGCUCGAGGCAAACCCAGAGUUCGAAGCGUUUAGAAGACAGUCGGAACAUAACCACAGGUUUGCGUUGAACACGGCUUUCAGACCUUCCCAGUCUCGGAACAACUCCACGAGUACUGCCUCCCGCGUCGAGACUCCCGCCUCUCCGCAUACAAAGAAGCCUUCGUUAGACAGAAGCUCCAAGUCGUCCAAUGGAGGGGCAGGUGUGCAGCAGCAGGGCAGUCAGAUGGAAGAUGUAUCCUUCUUCGACAUUCCAAGGCGACAAUCUCCGGGACCUAUCAAUUCUCAGCAUACUGUUGCCGACCACCAACACGCCCGACUCUCCUUACCUGACAACAGUAUCCGAACACCUCCUCUGAAGGCUGCCACAAAUUCGCAUCGCUCAGACACCCUACCCCCGUCGGGGGACAAGGACGCUCCCCCCAUUGUUUCCCCGACCCAAAUAGCCGAGCUCGUCAAAAACCGACCAGGAGAUGUUUUGAUCCUGGAUCUAAGAGUAUAUCAGCAGUAUUCCACGGCGCGGAUAAGAGGAGCUCUAAAUCUAUGUAUCCCCACGACACUCUUGAAGCGGCCUGCAUAUAAUGUUCAGAGGCUCGCGGAGACAUUUGCAUCGGCGCGAGACCAAGAAACGUUCGCACGCUGGCCGAAAUGUGCUUAUAUCAUAGUGUAUGAUGCUAACUCUUCUUUGCCGAAGGAGGCCGUCACGCCAUUAAAUGUGCUCAAGAAGUUUACCUCGGAAGGUUGGGCCGGUACUGGGUUGGUGGUCAAAGGUGGGUUUUUGAAGUUUCAGAAAUUGGUUCCGGAGCUGGUAGACAGCGGCCCUGUUCAGUCUGGAAAUGGGGCUUCUACACAACCGCUAUCAAUCUCAGCUCCUGGAAAGGACGCCCUCCCCGUGGCUGGAGGUUGCGCAAUGCCCUCAGAGAAGUCGGCCGCCAAUCCGUUCUUCGGAAACAUCCGUCAGAACAUGGACUUGCUGGAUGGCGUAGGCCAGAUGCCCAUCAAACAGCCUACCAACAUGACAUCAGAGACGGAACGGCACAUGCCCGCGUGGUUGAAAAGAGCUGCUUCAAAGUCGGACGAAGGGAAACUGGUCUCUGACCGAUUCCUCAACAUUGAGAAGUCGGAGCAGAAACGGAUGCAGGAAGCCCUCACGGCCAAAGUGUCGUAUGGGACUCCACGGACCGAACAGCCCCAGAAGAUCCAAGUGGCGGGUAUCGAGAAAGGCUCCAAGAACCGAUACAACAAUAUCUUUCCCUUUGACCAUACUCGGGUUCGGCUGCAAAACGUUCCGAGUGGGAGCUGCGACUAUAUCAACGCCAGCCACGUCAAGGCAGAGUUUUCCAACCGGCGGUACAUUGCGACCCAAGCGCCGAUUCCUGCCACGUUCAAUGAUUUUUGGCGCGUUGUCUGGGAACAGGAUGUCCGUGUGAUUGUCAUGCUGACGGCCGAAGCAGAAGGUGGGCAGGUCAAGAGUCAUGUCUACUGGAAGCCUGGCGAGUACGGUCCUCUAAAGCUUAAGCAGCUCUCCGAGCGCCAAGUGAGCUUGGAGACCAAGAAGUUUGCCAACAAACUUGCACCGACAGCCAGACCGUCCAUGGCGCCCAGAAGAUCAACAACGGCCAACAUUCCGGGGGAAAGAGGUCGAGACGAUGUGAAAUCACCAACUGCCAAGACUCCUACAGCGGUGGUUCGCCAUUUCUCUUUGAGCCAUUCGGCAUUUCCCUUCCAGCCAAUGCGUGAGAUCACUCAGAUUCAUUAUGCGGACUGGCCCGACUUUGGGGCCCCGGCGAGCCCUUUGGAACUGCUUGGACUUGUAGAACAGGUCAACAAGUAUGUCCGAGGAGCUGGAACUCCGUCUAAUGUCAUGGGACCAGACGACGCAGCUCCCGAAGGGCAACGGCCGGUUUUGGUCCAUUGCAGCGCCGGCUGUGGGCGAACCGGCACCUUCUGUACGAUUGAUUCUGUCAUCGACAUGUUGAAAAGGCAGCGGCUUUCUCACGAAGUUGGGGGGGAUAAAAUGGACGUUGACACGGGCGAUUGGGUGAAUCGGGAUGAUGUUGACCUGGUGGCCAAGACCGUGGAUGACUUCCGACAUCAGCGACUGAGCAUGGUCCAGAAUUUACGACAAUUUGUGUUGUGUUACGAAAGCAUAUUACAGUGGCUGGUGAUGCAGGAGUCAGAGCAUCAGAAACGACCGGGACUACCAGACCCACGACGGAGUUAUCACGGUUGA